UUUCAGCUCGGAAAUGCCCCUCUGUUAUCUGUGGUGCCUCCGCCUAUCAAAACAAGCCGAAGCUCGUUUCAUGGAGAGCUCAGCGCUCAUUUUGUGGAAACACAGUUACUGAGACGGUUUAAAUCAGCGAUGGCUUUGAGGGUCUUAAAGACUGCGCUGAGUCUAAGAUCUCUCUGCAGAUUGCAAAAGAUGCAAGCACACUUGAUGUCCAGUAACGCAGGUGCAGAGGUUUUGUUGGAGAGAGUGGGGAAUGCAGGUGUGAUCACACUGAACAGGCCCAAAAUUCUCAACGCACUGUCCUUCCCCAUGAUCAGACAAAUCUACCCUCAGCUGAAGAAAUGGGAGAAAGAUUCAGAGACAGAUAUUGUGAUCAUCAAGGGUGCUGGAGACAAAGCUUUCUGUGCCGGAGGGGACAUUCGAUCUAUCUCAGACGCUGGGAAAGUAGGAGAUCCUUUAACACAAGACUUCUUCCGUGAGGAAUACACUCUGAACAAUGCCAUAGGUACCUUUAAGAAACCAUACGUGGCCCUCAUCAAUGGAAUUACAAUGGGAGCUGGUUUUGGCCUUUCGGUCCAUGGGCGGUUCCGUGUGGCCACCGAGAAGACGUUGUUCGCCAUGCCAGAGACGGCUAUUGGGUUAUUCCCUGACGUCGGAGGUGGCUACUUCCUCCCGAGGCUCCAGGGAAAGCUGGGGCUGUUUCUGGCCCUGACUGGAUUCCGGCUCAGAGGCCGAGACGUCCAAAGGGCAGGGGUGGCCACACACUUCGUGGAGUCAGAGAAGCUUAGUGCCCUUGAGAAGGACCUGGUGGAACUGAAGUCUCCCUCAGUCGGUGACGUGGCUCAAGUCCUGAACACCUAUCAGGAGCAGAGCACCCUGGAUGCAGAGAAGCCGUUUGCCCUGCAGCAGCACACAGAAGCCAUUGAUAGGCUCUUCAAGGCCAGCAGUGUGGAGGAGAUCCUGGAGAACCUCCAGAAGGACGGCUCUGAUUUUGCACAGAAGCAGGCCGAGACUUUGGCUAAGAUGUCUCCAACCUCGUUGAAGCUGGCCUUCAGACAGAUGCAGAUGGGAGCCAGUAUGAGCCUUCAGGAAGUUUUAGUGAUGGAGUACAGGCUCUCCCAGGCCUGUAUGAGAGGACAUGACUUCUACGAGGGGGUGAGGGCAGUGAUAAUUGAUAAGGACCAGAAUCCUAAGUGGAAGCCCUCGACCCUGGCUGAAGUCACUGAGCAGUUGGUGGAAGAAAGCUUCAGAUCUCUGGGAGAGAGAGAACUCAGACUGUGAAAACUACACCAGAAAAAACAGCCUUUUAAAGUCCCUUUAUGGUCCAUGAAUUUAUGAAGAAAUCAAAGCAGUCAUAUUUUUGUAGAGUAAAAAAAGAGCUGAUAUGAGCAAUAAAUGUCAAACACACAGAGCUACAGAACAGCCCCUCUGAGACGAUGAGCAGAUAUGCUGAGCCAGUGUUUAAAAAAUAAUGCUGAUUUCCCGAAGUAUCUGAGGAUUGUGGAACUUCAUAGGUCUUGUCUUUUCUCCUUGCUAGUAUAUACGGGACAAUAGAAAGCUAAAGUUCUAGCAAUGGGCUCUUUCUCUUUCAUACUGUGUCCUCUUAGCAAGGCAAUUUGGUAAUGAGCCACUGUCAUUUUCCACAGCCCAAAGUUUAUUUCUGGGAAAAGCAGCACUAACACGACCGAACUGUGGUUUAUAUCCAUAAAAACAAAUUUACCCGUGACGUGUGUAAAUAUUUGUCUUCCAUAAUGAGUGAAAUUAACCAUGAAGCAGUUGGAUUAAAUAACCACAAUGCUGGAACAUUAAAUAAACAACUGGCUAUUUAUUACACUGUAUUUACACAAACAGCCGAGUGUUACCCAGUAGUUUUAAUAGAAAAUAUGAACAAAAAUGCCUUAAAUAAACGCCUUCAUGGGUUUGAACUGA
Messenger RNA from Colossoma macropomum (tambaqui), 1926 nucleotides. It is a transcript of the gene hibch, whose product is annotated as 3-hydroxyisobutyryl-CoA hydrolase. Gene Ontology annotation, biological process: L-valine catabolic process. The transcript has 14 exons. The record is from RefSeq and is a predicted model, not a curated record. Lineage: Eukaryota; Metazoa; Chordata; Actinopteri; Characiformes; Serrasalmidae. The coding region runs from base 130 to 1278 and encodes 382 amino acids. Gene Ontology annotation, molecular function: 3-hydroxyisobutyryl-CoA hydrolase activity. Gene Ontology annotation, cellular component: mitochondrion.